Molecule: messenger RNA, 941 nt
Organism: Ciona intestinalis (vase tunicate)
Lineage: Eukaryota; Metazoa; Chordata; Ascidiacea; Phlebobranchia; Cionidae
Source: RefSeq, a predicted model, not a curated record
AAUAUUGAUUCAAUCAACUACAAACGUAGCGAAAAUAUCUAUAAAUUUUUUAAGUGGUUGUUCUAACACCAAAUACCUGUCCUUGUCUAGGUCCGCUGAUGAACCAGCCACCACAGUAUGCAAGCCGUGCCCAGUUGGUUAUUAUAUUCCAGAUCUUUCCCAUGGGCAUACAAGAUGUUUAAAACAACCUAAUAUAACUUGCAAGGAAGGGUGGGAACGUUCCAUAUUCAAAGAGAGUUGUGUAUGCGGCGAUGGUACGUAUGAAGUGAAUGAAGUUUGCAAACCCCACAGCAAGUGCGGGCGUGGAUAUGGAGUGGCAAGCCUUGGAACUUUUUCGAAAGACACAGUUUGUCAAUGGUGUCAGAAGGAUACAUUUUCUGAUAAUUAUUCGGCAACAGAAAAGUGCACAAGUAAUUCUACAAACAGUCAAAACAAUUCAUGCGCAACACCUCAACCCCCGGUCCCAUGCCCACAAUGUGACGGGUGUACAGGAUGGCAUAUUGCAACAGCUUUGGGUUGGAUAUUAUUUGGAAUUACUUUAAUAUGCAACCUCGCCUUUUACCUCAAUUUUAAAGCAAAGGAAAAACGCUCAAACCAACAGCAAGUAAGGUACUACAAUCCAACUUCUAAUGAUAAUGGAACUGAAGCCGGGGAACCUCUUCUUGCUCCUCCGGAGCCACCAAACAACGUUGACACGACAUCACAGCAGAGUGUAUCUGACGCAGGUGCUUCCAGUAGCUAUGUUGUUGAUAAAAUUAAGCAUUUAAAUAGAUGUAUGUAUGGUGUACAACCCAUAGAAGGAAUUCAUGCUGGGACAAAAAAAAGUAUUUUUUAAAAUCUUCUAGCAGACUUAAAAAAGAGUAAUAUCAGUCAUGUUAAAUAAAUGAGUGAGACAUAGUAGGGUGGGGGAAGAUGGGACACAUUUAUAUUCUACUUUCUCG